This is a messenger RNA of Dalotia coriaria, 632 nucleotides long. Its product is annotated as NADH dehydrogenase [ubiquinone] 1 alpha subcomplex assembly factor 2-like. Gene Ontology annotation, biological process: mitochondrial respiratory chain complex I assembly. The coding region runs from base 136 to 555 and encodes 139 amino acids. NCBI's taxonomy places the organism in Eukaryota, Metazoa, Arthropoda, Insecta, Coleoptera, Staphylinidae. The record is from RefSeq and is a predicted model, not a curated record. The transcript is spliced from 2 exons. Gene Ontology annotation, cellular component: mitochondrion; membrane.
UAAAAUACCUCCCUCAAGGGCAUAGGUAAGUCCUUAAUGUCAAAUAUUAAAUUUUCUAGAAAGUUUUCAACAAUUUUCUUCGAAACAAUUAUUCUAUAAUCAAAUUAUUCGAUUGUUUGAUUUUUAUCUUUGGUUAUGGCCCAACCACCAUCCAGAAGCAUCAUAAUGAUGAUAAUCAACAACUUUAUCAAUUCAAUCAAACCGCGACAAAUCCGCGGAACGCUCAUUGGCAAGGAUUAUUUCGGCAAUAAAUAUUACGAAAUACCUGCAGAUCCUAGCAUCGGCAAACGCCGCACUAACAGAUGGUUUGAACCCACAAUGAAAGAUAAUUUUGAUCAAGAAAUGCCAGCUGAAUGGGAAGCAUGGCUGAGAGGGCGACGCAAAUUGCCUCCCAGCGAGGAUGAGGUCAUGAAAAGCGUUGCGUUGAUGGAAAUGAAGAAGCAUAAUGCCAUUGAAGUGGAUGCCAAGGGUGGGAAGAUGACUCCUAUGGCAAAAGGCAUGGAAACAUUUCCACAUAGACCUGACUAUGAAAGAAUACCUGGAAAAGGUAAGUAAAUAUUAGAAAAAAAUGUAAAUUACUAAGGGGAACUUCGAAAAUGUUAAUAAUUUGAACUAUUAAAUGUUAAAAAUUG